AUGCAGUCUGAACAGACGAUUAUUUCAGUGGAGUUAAAACAUGUCUCCCUCUCUUCCGCUCUUCUAGUGAUCAGGGCCAAGGUGGUUGGAAAGAAAGUGGUUGAGGCUGGUAAUGACGUCUAUGGCAACACCAUCAAGAGGAUCAAGUACGACAUCAAACAGAUCAAGAUGUUCAAAGGUCCUGACCGGGAUAUCGACGCCAUCUUCACUGCACCCUCCUCAGCCGUCUGUGGCGUUACUCUGGAAACCAACGGCAACAAGGAGUAUCUCUUCACAGGUGCGGUUCUCACUAUGCAAGCUGAGACGGAUGGAACCAUGCAUGUAACACUGUGUGACUUUAUUGAGUCUUGGGAGGCCAUGAGUGCCACACAAAAGAAGAGUUUGACUCAACGCUAUGAGAGUGGCUGCAAGUGCAAGAUCAUCCGCUGCACUUCCAUCCCCUGUACGAUCAGCGCCCCAGAGGAGUGUCUGUGGACAGACUGGGUGAUGGAAAAGAGCCACAGCGGUCCCCAGGCCCAACACUUUGCCUGUAUCAAUAGGAGCGAUGGGUCCUGUGCCUGGUACAGGGGGAUAGCACCACCCAAGAAGGAGUUCCUGGAUAUUGAAGACCCCUAAACUCUUCAGGCCAUCCACUCACUGUUCAGAGUGACUAAAGAUGUCUGCAAUUAAUACAUGGAAAAAACAAAAGUACACAAAGCUACAAAUCCAAAUAAUUAUGAUUAAAUGAAUCAGUGAAGUAGUUAAUAACAAUGAAUUCCAAGACCCAUAUUGACUUGUCCAGUUGUGAUGUCACAUAGAGAGGUCAGGUGACAGGUUGCAGGAAAUAGUCUGUAUGCAAGAGAGCAGCAAUCUGGAGAAAACAGCACUUUCUG
Molecule: messenger RNA, 872 nt
Organism: Oncorhynchus masou masou (cherry salmon)
Lineage: Eukaryota; Metazoa; Chordata; Actinopteri; Salmoniformes; Salmonidae
Product: metalloproteinase inhibitor 2-like
Exons: 5
Coding region: 1-615 (204 amino acids)
Biological process (GO): response to hormone; negative regulation of endopeptidase activity; negative regulation of membrane protein ectodomain proteolysis
Cellular component (GO): extracellular matrix
Molecular function (GO): protease binding; metalloendopeptidase inhibitor activity
Source: RefSeq, a predicted model, not a curated record